AUGGGUCUUCUGCUUUGUGACUAUGAGCAUAGCCUGCCUGAUAGGAAAAUGAAGGCAAAAUGUAGCACAGUGGGCCUGGAUCGUGUCGGUAUAUUUCGAAUCAGUGGCUCAGUAAAUAAAAUCAAGGAAUUGAAGCAGAAAUACAAUCAAGGAGAAAAAGUAGACCUUGUUAAUGAUGGGGAUGUUGAUUCUGUUGCCAGUCUCCUGAAACUCUUUCUGAAAGAACUGCCAGUGGCUGUUUUUCCAGACAACAUCUGUUCUGGCUUGCUAAACACUUUCCAAGAGCACAAAAUCCACACAACAGAAUGCAUAGAGAACCUGAGGCAGUCGCUCAGCUGCCUACCCAAAGCCCAUCAAAACCUUCUUCAGUUCCUGUCUGCUUUCCUGUUAAAGGUAGCAACACACAGUGCAGUGAAUUUCAUGACUCUGGAAAACUUAGCCAUUGUGUUUGGACCCGCUCUGUUCAAGAUCCCUGUCAGUCCCUUGGCUUGUGAAGAACAAAGACUUUACAAUGGCCUCCUGCUGUAUUUGCUUCAACACCAUGAGAUGCUUUUUGUUGACCGGAACCCUUGUUUCUCACAGAGACAAGCAGAUGGCCUUCAGGAUAAGUCAAAUUAUUUAAGAACUUCCUGAGCUCUGCAGAAGUUUUUCUGAGACUUCUCCUUCACCUCUGUGAAGGCAGACAUG
Strigops habroptila (Kakapo) is the source of this 687-nucleotide messenger RNA. RefSeq names its product protein FAM13A-like. Bases 1 to 633 code for a protein of 210 amino acids. Gene Ontology annotation, biological process: signal transduction. Lineage: Eukaryota; Metazoa; Chordata; Aves; Psittaciformes; Psittacidae. The transcript has 5 exons. The record is from RefSeq and is a predicted model, not a curated record.